AUGUGGUCUCACCCCUGUACCGUGUGUUCCCCUGGCCCCCUGAAUGGACAGGAUGUGGAGAUCCGCACCAACGUGUCGCAGUACCUGCCCCAGAUCAGCGAGCUGCUCAACAGAGUGCCGCGCCAGAUGCUGCUGCUGCUGAAGACCAACGACCUGCUGCGCGGCAUCGAGGCCGCGCUGCAGACCCGCGCCGCCUCCUCCUCCUUCCUCAACAUGUCCCGCUGCUGCGUCCGCGCCCUGGCCAGGCACAGGAGGAGCAAGGCCAGCUCCCGGACGCGGCGUCUGCGGAUCUCAGUGGGCGAGGUGCUGGGGCUGUGGAGGCUGGGUCUGUACGAGGUGUACCUCCAGGUCAAAGGUCACCCAAUGGCUCGCUGGCUGUGGGCCUUGCUCGGCUGCCUGGGCUAGUCAUCAGCCUGGAGACGGACACACACACACACACACACACACACACACACACACACACACACACACACACACACACACACACACACACACACACACACACACAGAUAUGUAAAUAUCUAAAUUAUAUUAUUCUUAUUUUUAUUCAUAAGUCCAAAUCGCACAUUGAGCUGUCAACAUCUUGGCUGAAGACCCCUGGGAAUAUAAACAGAAGGACAGAAGGACAGAAGGCAGCCAUAGGUAUUAUUAUUGAAAUUCAACCAGAUGUUAAGUUGACCAAGACAUCAGUCAAUCAUAACCAGUCACGCAGGCAGGCAGACAUAUGGCAGCAGUCAGUCAAAUGAGACGUUUACCGGGAGAAACUAAAUUGGCCUCAGUCCAGCAGUGGCAUGCAGGCUGGGACUCAGUCAGUCCAACCCCACCGACAGACUGACAGACGGACAGACGGGUGGUGCAGCCAGUUAGACGUACACUGAUGUAGGUUGAGAUGCAGGAAGCCAUACGGAGGAGUAACUGUUUCUCUGAACUUUCCGUUGUCUUUGCGGCCUCUACCUUUUGGUAUUUAUCUUGGGAACCAAGUAAGUUAGUUAAAUUAAGUUGAGUUAUCUUUUAUUGUCCCUCUUUAAGUAGCACGAUGAGGUAACGUUGAUGGGUUAAUGGACGGCUGACUCUAGCCAUGACUCUUAAGUUAAGUUUCCUCUCCGUCUACGGAGAGUACCGGAGGCCAAACCUCAGCACUCCGUCACCAGGAUCAGCUGCUGUUUGGGCACCGGCCUUAACGGUUGGACAAUCUGUACUUCCAGCAAGGACGAAGACAGAAACUUAUUUUAUAUUUCCAUUGAAAGAAGAUGUUGUGGAAACUAAUGGAUCCCGGCUCCCACGGAGAGUGGUUAUUAUGGGCUAUAAUACCUCAUAACAUGGCUUUCGGACAUUUUUUCAUGGAUUUCACUCAAGGCAUGUACUCUGGAUUAUCCAUCUGUCUUUUUAUAAUUUAGUCGUGUGCUUAUUUUGGGACCAGUUGAGUUCUAUCUUGUUGGCCAAAUACGUUGAAGAUGAAUGCACAUGUGGUUUUCCCUCCAGCGUACGUCCAGGUGUUUCUAUCAAUGCAGAGAAGCGUCAUCACGCCACUCUCAGUAUUGUACUCCUCUGUUCUUCAGUGUUGUCUUUCUUGAGAUUUUCAAACAUCUCUUGCUGUGCAAUCUCCCGCUGGAACCUGGGGCCAAUUAACGCUGCUUUCAUUCAUCAUACUGCUUUUAUGUGGUUUAUUUCAUUUACAGAUGAAAACUGCUUGAUAAACACUGUGCACCAUGUUGGGGUUGGGGUCUAAUACUUGAUUUCUUUGUGGGCCCAAAUUAGUAUUUGUGGUUAUGAAGAGUUAUGAGAUUAGCCUUAUGCAGUCCUGUGAUGUGUUUCAUUUGUUUUCUCUCACAGUUUAUUGUUGUCUGUGAACUGAAGCCACUGCUGUAAUUAUUAAAGAAUAACUUUUCAACCUAGAUCCUAUUUCCCCUCAUGUUGGGUCUAAGUGACUAAUGCACACAACAAUUUCUGAAAUUGUUUGUUGAGCGAGAGAGCUUCAACCUACAGACGGGGCUGUAGUGUGAUCCUAUGAGGCCAAUGUCGCACAUCCUCUGCCUGUUGUUCCACUGACAUUGCGCAAAUACAACGCGAUAAUAAUGACCACAAAGACAAGCCUUCAAAACUUCUCCUUGAGCGAGACUUGACAAUGACAAAGCUACCUGAAAAUGAAAGUGAAAAAGAAAAAUAGUUGUAUUUCUCUGGAGGGAUCCUUCCCUAAUAUUGUCUGACAUAAUAACAAUCUGAGAGCAGCAAAAAUAAGCACUUCUAGAGGACUCCCAUUGUCGGGGGCUGGUAGCUCAUCGGGUUACAAUGCAGCCCUGCAUUAGUCACACAAACACCCAAACCCAUGGUGAGACAGGGUCGGGGUUGAAAAACCCCAAGGUCAUGCUUUAACAGAAUGGCAUGUGAACAUGAAGUGGCAUUUUAUUCAUGGGAGAUGCAAUAGAUUAAAGUUUUCUACGUGAGAUCACACUUAUUUUCAUCAGUUCUCGGUUCCAUUCCUUCAAUUUGAAUGUGGAGGGCAAAUGCUGUCUAUUAAAUAUAAUCGAAAAGCCAAACGGUAGUGUCUUGAAAUAAAGAUUUUACAUUGCCAAAGA
This is a messenger RNA of Gadus macrocephalus (Pacific cod), 2576 nucleotides long. Its product is annotated as aarF domain-containing protein kinase 1-like. NCBI's taxonomy places the organism in Eukaryota, Metazoa, Chordata, Actinopteri, Gadiformes, Gadidae. The coding region runs from base 1 to 405 and encodes 134 amino acids. The transcript has 2 exons. The record is from RefSeq and is a predicted model, not a curated record.